AUGAAGCUCUACCUCGCGCUCCUGACUUUACUUCCUACUAUCCACGCAGCAUGCUACACUCCUCCCAAACCACAGACGCACGAUUCAAAGCCCCAAUCCAACACGCCAAAAAAACGCGCCGCGUCACCUCAAGCCCAGACAGAUGAUUUACUUGACGCCCUCCCUUUCGACCCCCUCUCCGGCCCCAGCGCCAUAACAAUCGACCUCCCCCCACAGUUCCUCCCUCCCCCCUGGACGCCCACCUCCGGACUCGACUCGCCAUAUGGCGUCUCCCCCUGGGACGACAGCGGCAGCAGCCAAAUGACCGACAACAGCCCCAGCAUCUGGCGCCAAUGUCCCAAGAAACACCUCGACUGCAGGAAGUGUCCGCGCGACUGGCGGUGUCGGCGCGCCGUACAAGCUGCAGAUAUUGCGCCGGAAGAUGAUGGGAAUUCCAAGUGUCCGAUUGCGAAAUGCGAUGCUGGAGGUGUGCAGUGUGGCGUGAAAGCGCGGUGCACGAGGGGAUAUUGCGUUUGCGAUUUGGGCAUGACAGGAAGUUCAGAUGCGUAUAGGGGCACGGAGGGAUUGGGAAAGGCCACAGUGUAUGUUGGUCCUGGCGUUGAUUGCAAUACGCCGUGUGAUGGGUUGAGUUGUAAAGAGGUGGCGCAGUUGGAUGAUGGGGUGUGUUACAAGAGUGGGGAUACGAGUGAUGAGUUCGAGGAUGAGAAGGAACUGCCUGGACCGACGUACGGGGGUGUUAUGGGGAAUGUCACGAUUAAUGGGCAGACGUUUGAUCUUCAUGGGACGCCGCAGUAG
Messenger RNA from Parastagonospora nodorum SN15, 795 nucleotides. RefSeq lists its product as hypothetical. The record is from RefSeq and is a predicted model, not a curated record. NCBI's taxonomy places the organism in Eukaryota, Fungi, Ascomycota, Dothideomycetes, Pleosporales, Phaeosphaeriaceae. The coding region runs from base 1 to 795 and encodes 264 amino acids. The transcript has a single exon.